Messenger RNA from Jatropha curcas, 745 nucleotides. RefSeq names its product RING/U-box superfamily protein. Lineage: Eukaryota; Viridiplantae; Streptophyta; Magnoliopsida; Malpighiales; Euphorbiaceae. Gene Ontology annotation, biological process: protein ubiquitination. Gene Ontology annotation, molecular function: transferase activity. The record is from RefSeq and is a predicted model, not a curated record.
CUUCAUAUUUCCUGCUCUCUCCGUUCUCUCUUAUUCUGAUAUUCUCUUCUUUCAGUUUCAUACCUUCUCCCCCUCCCUCUCUCACAUGAGUACAGCUGAUCCGCCGGUAUCUGCCACAGGCGUCGGACUUGGUUAUGGUAUCGCCAUCGCAGUUAGCAUACUCGUUCUCAUCUCCACCAUAAUGCUCGCUUCUUAUGCUUGUGUAAGAGUUAAAGGCAGUUUACGUGAUCGUAGUAACAAUGGCGAUAAUGAUGACGAUACCGAUCCUUAUAGACAUAACCGCCAAUUCAUGACCGGCGAGCCCAUGCUGGUGAUUGGACUUGAUGGGCCUCAGAUCGAAUCAUACCCGAAGAUGGUGUUAGGCGAAAGUCGGCGACUUCCUAAACCCAAUAACGGCCCAUGUUCAAUCUGCUUGUCUGAUUACAAGCCCAAAGAUACCCUACGGUGCAUCCCAGCUUGCCAUCACUGUUUCCAUGCUGAUUGUGUUGAUGAAUGGCUUAAGAUGAGUGCCACGUGUCCUUUGUGUAGGAAUUCUCCUACUCCUUCAGCGGUUUCUACGCCUAUUGCUACUCCUCUAUCAGAAUUGGCACCGUUGUCCUUCCACCCCGGGUGAUCUUUGUACCAAUUGAUUGUUCUUUCAUUUUUAAUUUUUUCUCCUUUUAUUUUUUAAAAGCAAUCUCUCUCUCUCUCUCUCUCUCUCUUCUUUUAUUAUUAUUUUUUAGGAAUGCAGAAAUUUAGCUAUGAA